GCGCAGCAUUUCGCUGCCACGUAAAUCUUGACCCGGGGUCGCCAAAUGGUAGAAAAUUCGUCUGCAGGACUGACGUGCGUUUUUCUGUUCUCACACCACUAAAGGGCUCAAAAUGUGCGGAAUUUUUGCGUACUUGAACUUCUGUGUGCCAAAAAAGCGGAAGGAGAUUUUGGACAAGCUGAUCAAGGGGCUUCAGAGACUGGAGUACAGGGGCUAUGACUCUGCAGGGAUUGGUGUGGACGGUGGAAAUGACAUUGAGAAAAGCGAGCAGCCCACAAUCCUCAUCAAGAAGAGAGGAAAGGUCAUCAACCUUCAGGAGGAGAUUCAAGGAAGGGAGGAUCUGAACUUUGACCUGGAGUUUGACACCCACCUGGGCAUUGCACACACCCGCUGGGCGACCCACGGUGUACCCAACAACGUCAACAGUCAUCCCCAACGCUCAGACACAAACAAUGACUUUGUUGUUGUUCAUAAUGGCAUCAUCACCAACUACAAGGACAUCAAGAAAUUCCUGAUUGGAAAAGGGUUUGAGUUUGAGUCGGACACAGACACAGAAGUGAUUGCUAAGCUGUUGAAGUACAUGUACGACACCAGGGAGAGUGACAGCAUCACAUUCAGGGAGCUGGUGGAGGGAACUGUCCAACAGUUGGAAGGUGCCUUUGCUGUUGUGUUCAAGAGUACCAAGUAUCCCGGACAGGCUGUUGCUUCAAGGAGAGGGAGCCCACUGCUGAUUGGUAUCGCCAGCAAAAGCAAACUGUCCACAGACCACAUCCCCAUUCUGUACAGCAAGGAGCCCAGCAAGAAACUGCUCGGUGCCAACAAAGAGAAAGGCAACAAAAUAGGUGCUGGCAAGAAUGAGGGAGGUACAUGUACAGUGACUGGAAACAACCAAGAGGCCUUGAACACUGCCAACAGUACAUCCAGCUUCCAGCCUGCAAAUGGAGACGGACAAGUGGAGUACUUCUUUGCAUCAGAUGCCAGUGCCAUCAUCGAGCACACUAACCGUGUCAUCUUCAUGGAGGAUGAUGAUGUGGCCGCUGUGACAGAUGGAUGCCUGUCCCUGCACCGUAUCCGGCGCUCUGUAGACGAGUCAUCCACCAGACAGGUCCAGACUCUGCAGAUGGAGCUCCAGCAGAUCAUGAGAGGUAACUACAGCACCUUCAUGCAGAAGGAAAUCUUUGAGCAGCCCGAAUCUGUUGUCAACACCAUGAGGGGCAGGAUCAACUUUGAUGCCAACACAGUUCACCUGGGUGGUCUGAAGCAGCAUAUCAAUGAACUGAAGCGCUGUCGCCGCCUGAUUUUCAUCGCAUGUGGGACAAGUUACCACUCAGCGAUGGCGACUCGGCAGCUGAUGGAGGAGCUGACAGAGCUGCCUGUGAUGGUGGAGCUGGCCUCAGACUUCCUGGACAGGAAAACUCCCAUCUUCAGGGACGACGUCUGCUUCUUCAUCAGUCAGUCUGGAGAGACAGCAGACACACUGAUGGCCCUGAGGUACUGUAAGGGUCGUGGUGCGCUGACUGUGGGCAUCACUAAUGUGGUGGGCAGUUCCAUCUCCAGGGAGACAGACUGUGGGGUACACAUCAACGCUGGGCCAGAGAUCGGUGUGGCCAGUACCAAGGCCUACACAAGCCAGUUCAUUGCCCUGGUGAUGUUUGGUUUGAUGAUGUGUGAAGACAGAAUAUCCAUGCAACAGAGGAGGGCUGACAUCAUCAAGGGUCUCAAGGAACUGCCAGAUAAGAUCAAGGAUGUGUUGAAGCUUGAUGAGGAGGUCCACUCUCUGGCCCAGGAGCUUUACCAGCAGAAGUCAGUCCUCAUCAUGGGGCGUGGCUACAACUUUGCUACAUGCUUGGAGGGAGCUCUGAAAGUGAAGGAGUUGACGUACAUGCACUCGGAGGGUAUCCUGGCAGGUGAGCUGAAACAUGGACCCCUGGCACUGGUGGACAAGGCCAUGCCUAUCAUCAUGAUCAUCAUGAAAGAUGGAACUUACACAAAAUGCCAGAAUGCCCUGCAACAGGUUGUUGCCAGAAUGGGCCGGCCCAUCCUGCUGUGUGAGCAGGGGGACACCAUGUCCCAGAAGGAAGCCCACCGUGUGAUGGAGCUGCCUGGCAUCGUGGACUGUCUGUCUGGGAUCCUGACUGUCAUCCCGCUCCAGCUGCUGUCCUUCCACAUCGCUGUGCUGAAGGGCUGUGAUGUUGACUGUCCCCGGAACCUGGCCAAGUCUGUUACUGUGGAGUAAAGAUGCAAAACAAGUCUUCCAGCAGGCCAGUUCAGAUUUCCCAGGAGUUGCAGUACUCUGGCAGUGACUUUGACGAGAUUCAUAAAAGUCAACAAUUAAUUUCAGCAUUACAGAAUAAACUGCUGCCCAUGUUUGUCAAAAGCUUUAUCCGUAACAUAAACAUUAAAAAAAAUUGCCAUUUUCCGAUAGGGGUAAAUGCAACGGCCAUACAGGUUGGCCAACAAUAUUUCACCCACAAUGAGGCUUUGCCAGUAUUUGUCUGUUUCUGCCCCCAAGAUUUUUGUGGAAACAAUUUUUAGAAAAGAAUAUUUAGAAAAUUACACUGAGGAAUAAGAAACAAAGACUUUGUGAACACCAUGUCUUAUUCAGAAGAAUAUAAGGCUCUAUUUUCUGGUGUAUAAGGUUGAUAUGACUUUUUUAUCAUAUAUGGAAGAGGGUCCCAGCAUAUAGCCCUGAAUUAUACUUACUUUAAUCUAAAUGUUAAAUGAUAGAGAUAUCUUCAAGUGCUGUUUUUAAAUACAUGUAGUAUUAGAAAUAUUAUUGAAAUCAAUGGAAUAAUUUCUUACUAAAUGUGUAUACAGGGCUGAGUGGAAUUUUCUGCAGUAAAAAGUCUGUACAAUCUCCCAGUAUGUAGCAUGUAUGUAGUUGUAAGAAUGUUUUAAAAAGAAAUCUGUAGCAGUUCCAGCCUAUACAUGGUAACUGUCUAUUCUCUACAUUAUAUGUUAAGAACCUGAAAGUAUUUUGGGAUGUUAGCAGAUGUUACUUAAGGCUCUGACACCAAAGCAAAAAGAAGAAUUGUUCUUUAUUUCUCUUACUAGUCUUAGUUAUUGAUAGAAAGUUGUUUUUUUUUGUUCCAUGACUGUGGAACCAAGUUUUGUAUAGACAAGUAGAUAGAAGUCUUGUUUGAGAAACUGUUACUAUGAAUGUAGACUGCAUCAACCGUACAUUUACUGUAGAACCUAGUCUUGCUUUAGAAACUAUGACAGAAUGUAUAUUACAUCAACAGUUACUGUAGAAUAUAGUAUUUUGUCUGUUUUCUUUAUGUGAUAAUUAUAGUUCUUGCACUUGUAAAAGUACCAUAUGUGUGAUUUUGUUCUAUACAAAUGUGAUGAUCUGAUGACGUGAAUGAGAACAUCCGUGCAGAUCCUGGUGCCUUAGAACACUUCAGGAACAGCGAUAUGUAUCCAGAAUUAGAUUUUGUGAUCAAUUACACAAGCCUUAGGGUGGUACAGGGUUCAAAAUACCCACUAUCGCUGCACAUUGCCAUGUUUUCUGUGUGAAUCUUGUUGGAGACACCAGGUUCCUGGUGUGCAGGUUUUCCUGGUGUGCAGGUUUUCAUACAAAGUGAUCGUUUUAAAGCCCAUCACAGACAGCACGUGAGCAAUAUAAGUGUGCCUGGCUUAAAGUUUGCCCUCAAAACAUAACAACCGGUGUUGACGGCAACCUGAAAUAUUGAAGGGCAACCUCGUUUUUGGGUUUGGUUACCCACACUGGGCAACCUGAGAAAAAAAGUAUAUAUUUCAAACCCUGGUGGUGUUGACAUUGACAUGGAUCACACAGUGGAAUGCAGUGAGUGCACCUUUCAUAUGUGAUGUGAUGUUUUUAUUCAUGGACUGUCAGUGGUCAUUUAAGAGGGUGCAAACUUGUUAAUAUGCAAUAAUUACAUGAAUUAUAAUACUUGGAUCUAAUAACUGUUUUUAGAUAUAUGCCUCUAGAACCAUCUGUAUACAUGUAGAACCAUGAUAAUUGUACUCUAUGUAGCCAAAUACAAGCCAGUAUCUGAAUUUAUCACUGUAUGUAUGUAUGUAAGGAUAUAUAUAUAUGGAUUGUAUGCAUCAUAUAUAAUUACUGUCAAUGAGAAUUCUUGAGAGCAAUAAGAAAUGUAACUUUGCACGGAGCUAUUUUACUCUGUACCAUUGUAUUCUAAAGUCACCAUUGAAAGCUCAGUAGAGACAUAGAUUUUUAUGUUUCUUUUUCAUUUAUUACAGCUUAGUAUUAGCACCUGGAGAAAAUUAUGUUAGAUAUCUGUGUGCCAGCUUUGAUGAACGUUCUGAAGAAAACAGAAAUAGGAUCUUCGAAUGAAAGCUCUU
Molecule: messenger RNA, 4326 nt
Organism: Branchiostoma belcheri (Belcher's lancelet)
Lineage: Eukaryota; Metazoa; Chordata; Leptocardii; Amphioxiformes; Branchiostomatidae
Product: glutamine--fructose-6-phosphate aminotransferase [isomerizing] 1-like
Exons: 23
Coding region: 113-2236 (707 amino acids)
Biological process (GO): UDP-N-acetylglucosamine metabolic process; protein N-linked glycosylation; fructose 6-phosphate metabolic process
Molecular function (GO): L-glutamine:D-fructose-6-phosphate transaminase (isomerizing) activity; carbohydrate derivative binding
Source: RefSeq, a predicted model, not a curated record